Molecule: messenger RNA, 1368 nt
Organism: Penicillium hordei
Lineage: Eukaryota; Fungi; Ascomycota; Eurotiomycetes; Eurotiales; Aspergillaceae
Gene: mpkA
Product: mitogen-activated serine/threonine-protein kinase SLT2
Exons: 5
Coding region: 100-1368 (422 amino acids)
Biological process (GO): intracellular signal transduction; protein phosphorylation
Cellular component (GO): cytoplasm; nucleus
Molecular function (GO): MAP kinase activity; ATP binding
Source: RefSeq, a predicted model, not a curated record
UUUUGCUUUUUAAGACCCUGGACCCUCGUUAAUUCCAUUUCCCUCCAUCGCUUUGCCUUCCCUCUAACAUUCUACGACUCUACGACGCGACAACUCGCCAUGGCUGAUUUACAAGGUCGCAAGGUCUUCAAGGUUUUCAACCAGGACUUUAUCGUGAGCGAGCAAUACAAUGUGACAAAGGAGCUUGGUCAGGGAGCCUAUGGUAUCGUGUGCGCCGCAACCAACGUGCAGACCGGCGAGGGCGUCGCUGUCAAGAAGGUCACCAAUGUCUUCAGUAAGAAGAUCCUAGCCAAGCGGGCUUUGCGAGAGAUCAAGUUGCUUCAGCAUUUCCGUGGCCAUCGCAAUAUCACAUGCCUGUACGAUAUGGAUAUUCCCCGACCGGACAACUUUAACGAAACAUAUCUCUAUGAGGAGUUGAUGGAAUGUGAUCUGGCUGCCAUCAUCCGCUCCGGCCAGCCGUUGACCGAUGCCCACUUCCAAUCCUUCAUCUACCAGAUCCUCUGUGGUCUCAAGUACAUCCACUCGGCCAACGUCCUGCACCGUGAUCUCAAACCCGGUAACCUGCUGGUCAAUGCCGACUGCGAGCUCAAGAUUUGUGACUUCGGCCUGGCUCGUGGUUUCUCCAUUGACCCGGAGGAGAACGCAGGCUACAUGACCGAGUACGUCGCAACCAGAUGGUACCGUGCGCCGGAGAUCAUGUUGAGCUUCCAAAGCUAUACCAAAGCAAUUGACGUCUGGUCCGUGGGCUGCAUCCUCGCCGAGCUCCUCGGCGGCCGACCCUUCUUCAAGGGUCGCGACUACGUCGACCAGCUGAACCAGAUCCUGCACUACCUAGGCACACCAAACGAAGAAACCCUGGCACGCAUUGGUUCCCCUCGCGCCCAAGAAUACGUGCGCAACCUGCCCUUCAUGCCCAAGGUCGCCUUCAAGCAGCUGUUCCCUCAGGCCAACCCCGACGCGUUGGACCUGUUGGACCGCAUGUUGGCCUUCGAUCCGUCGUCUCGUAUCUCCGUCGAGGAGGCUCUCGAGCACCCCUACCUGCACAUCUGGCACGAUGCCUCUGACGAGCCAAACUGCCCCACGACCUUCGACUUCCACUUCGAGGUCGUCGACGAAGUUCCCGACAUGCGCAAGAUGAUCCUCGACGAGGUUAUCCGCUUCCGCGCUACCGUCCGCCAGCAAUCGCAGGCCCACGCCGCCCAGCAGCAGCAGAUCGCUCAGCAGACUAACAUCCCCAUUCCGGAUAACCAACAGGGUCCUUGGAAGACCGAGGAUCCUAGACCUCAGGAGGCUACCGCUGGCGGUGGUUACAACUCUAAUGACUUGGAAUCCUCGCUGCAGCGCGGCAUGGACGUGCAUCACCGUUGA